Molecule: messenger RNA, 1528 nt
Organism: Chondrus crispus (carragheen)
Lineage: Eukaryota; Rhodophyta; Florideophyceae; Gigartinales; Gigartinaceae
Exons: 2
Coding region: 1-1194 (397 amino acids)
Biological process (GO): intracellular monoatomic cation homeostasis
Cellular component (GO): mitochondrial inner membrane
Molecular function (GO): calcium ion binding; ribosome binding
Source: RefSeq, a predicted model, not a curated record
AUGCAAAUCAUGUGGGAGGGAGGUCCGGCUUCGCUCACGGAUGACGAAAUCGCAAAGGCAUGCCGCGAUCGAGGUAUCAGGGAGGGGGAGUCUAGCGUGCGCAUGCGCCACCAGCUAACCGAAUGGUUGGACCUUUCACAGAAAAAGGAGAUCCCGGGGUCCCUCUUAAUACUGUCAAGGGCCUUUUUGUACACAGGCUCGUAUCCGACCGAAAGCGCUGGGGCGGAAGGUCUUGUCGAGACGCUGGGUUCUUUACCAGACGAUAUCAUUAUGGAUGUUAAGCAGGCGGCGGACGUGAGCGAAGGCAGCAACGCGGAGCGACUCGAGGAAACUCUCAGACAGGCCAAGCUAAUUGAAAUUGAAUCUGACCGGGAAGCAAGGAAAGAAAAGGACGACGAAGAAAAGAGAAAGAAGAAAGAAGAUGAGGAAGAAGCGGAACGUCUGGAGACGGAAAGUCUUGCAAACGGUUCACCCGAAGGCGUGGCAGAUGAGAGUAUUUCUGACAAGACGGUUGCAGAGAAAGUCAAACGCCAUGAAGAGCGAGUGGCCGAAGCUAUAUUUGGAGCAAAGGAACAAGUUGUUCCAGGUCGGUCAGAGGUGACGAAGAUUGGGGAAGCAGAAAUUGAAUCGGUUGCAGCACCAGAGGCAGAAGAAAAAGACGAAGAGCAGGAGGCACGAGAACAGGACGUUAUCCGAAAACUGUUACUCUCUCUUGGGGAGCUAUCCUCAGAUUCAGCGGUAGAACAAGAAAGAGAGGAACUGCGGAAUCUCAAGCUUGAACUCGCUGAGGCUGAACAGUUUGUCAAAGAAACGGAAGGUACUGAGGGAUCAGAUUUGAAGCGGUUUAGAAGGAUGGUGACCAAGCUUGAGCGGGAAGUAGAGCGCGUGGAUGCGAAGGUGGGGCUGCGGAUGAAAUUAUUAGACAAGGACAAUGACGGAUUGAUGUCGCUUGAAGAGUGCACUAACGCGAUGGCUGUAAUUGCCGGAGAUCGGGAUGAUGAGGUGGUAGCAGAGACGUUGAAGCGUCUCGAUGGGGAUGAAGAUGGGAACAUAUCGCGGGGUGAUCUGACUCGAGUUCUGAACGAGAUGCAGUUCGAAUACGGGGUCGUCAAUGAAGAUAAGGACAAGACAGCAAGAGCAUCGGAAGGUGCAUUGGAGGGAGAGAGCGGUGCAAAGCUGAAAGCAUCCGAGUAGCUCUGCUGGUAUCAGCGCACGUUUGGUGCGCCACGCAAUGGAGCGCUCUGCGGGAAGAGGAGGAGGAAAAAGGAGGAUGGACCCCCUGGAUAUACCCUGGGCGUCGAAUGGACCACAUACGUGGUCGGUUUUGGACAAUUGGACGGCAUCCAUGUGGUGAUGUGUUAUAAAAGUGCACUUGUUUGUCCGGCGAAGAACGGUGCAUGAUUGUGACACGAGCUAGCAUGUCAAUACUUUCCCCCUUCCCUCACACAGUAGCGAAUGAAGACCUCUGACUUAAAGCCAGCCCGACAUCGCAGGCACGUGCCAUCGAUCGUUGUACAAUAGAGGAAAA